UCCCUUGGCCAUCAUCAUCAUCGUCAAUCCCACCAAUAAACAAAACUAAAACCAGCGAAACAACACAAAUCCGAAAGGUGGUGGGUAUUGGCAGUUUGACGCGUGGGACCCCAAUCCACCGUGUCAUUUGGCUGUUUCAAUCCUUAGCCCCCAGUUUUCAAUUUAAUAUCCUGUUGGUAAAUCCACACAUCUCUCUUCUCGUUUUCAUGCUUUUGGAUCUUCCCUCGAUUCUCUCAUUAUUAGCCCACAGCUAAUUAUUUUUGAGUUCUCACGCCAUUUUCCCCCCUUUAAUCUCUUAUAAUUUUCUGCAAUUUUUUCAAUGCCCUUUUGAUUCCUACAGUGCAGUCUUCGUCUUGUUUGUUUCUUUCACUCAAGUUUCCUGUAUUAGUUCCCACUUUCUAUGAUUUAUUAGAUCUGAUUUUGUUCUCUAUGUCUUCCCGUGGUUUUCAAAUUUGGCAACUUUUUUCCCCUUUACUUAGAUCUGAUUGUAUGAUUUUUUGAUUGAAAAAAAUCAAUCUAAUUGCGUUGGAAUACUAAAUUAUCGUGUUUAUGGUGUUUGCAUUUGUGCGUAUCUCUUAAAAAUAUUGAAUGUGGCUCUAAUUUCUCUUCGCGGAACAUUGUAUUCUGGGUUUCUUUUAAUUGAACCAAAAUCUGACAAAGUUCAAUCCUUUUGUGCGUUUGAGUUUCUGGGUGUCUGUCAAAAAAUGGUGACAGUCAAUCUAGGAAUGCUCCAUUACGUGCUUGACCACAUUUAUGGAGGAUUUAUGCAUAGAACCAAAAUAAGCCCUCCAUUCUUUUCCAGAGGAUGGGGUGGCUCAAAGCUUGAGCUCUUGGAGAGAAUGAUCAAGCAGCUAUUCCCUGAAGUGGAGAGCCAGAAUUGGACUCCGAGUUCGAUACAGCCCAUUUGGCGAACAGUUUGGGAGACCCAAACUGCUUCUUUAAGAGAAGGGAUCUUUAAGACCCCUUGCGAUGAGCAGCUCCUUAGUGCUUUACCUCAUGAAAGUCAUACUGCAAGGGUUGCUUUUCUUGCACCGAAAUCCAUCUCUCCACAAAAGAUGGCUUGUGUGGUUCAUCUUGCAGGCACUGGAGAUCAUUCAUUUGAACGAAGAUUGCGUCUUGGUGCACCAUUGUUGAAGCAAAACAUUGCAACCAUGGUGCUGGAGAGCCCUUUCUAUGGACACAGACGCCCUAUGCUGCAGCGUGGUGCAAAACUCUUGUGUGUUAGUGACUUGCUAUUAUUAGGCAGAGCAACCAUUGAGGAGACACGCAGUCUUCUACAUUGGCUUGACUUCGAGGCAGGGUUUGGCAAGAUGGGUGUUUGUGGAUUUAGCAUGGGGGGAGUACAUGCUGCAAUGGUUGGAUCACUGUACCCCACACCCGUUGCAACCCUUCCUUUUCUCUCCCCACAUUCUGCUGUUGUGGCAUUCUGUGAGGGGAUAUUGAGGCAUGGCACUGCAUGGGAUGCACUGAGAAAGGAUCUUGCAGUUCAAGAGACUGCAAUGACUCUAGAGGAGGUGCAAAAACGGAUGCGAAAUGUAUUGUCUCUCACAGAUGUCACGCGCUUUCCAAUUCCUAAGAAUCCCAGUGCUGUAAUAUUUGUUGCUGCAACUGACGAUGGCUACAUACCAAAACAUUCUGUUUUGGAGCUUCAAAAGGCCUGGCCAGGUUCAGAGGUGAGAUGGGUUACUGGAGGCCAUGUUUCAUCUUUCCUUCUUCACAAUGAUGAGUUUCGCAAGGCCAUUGUUGAUGGGCUGAACAGAUUAGAGUGGAAAGAGUCUCCAUUGUAAUAGUAAUCACAUAUAAAGAAGUCCACUAUUAUUUUCUUCAUUAAUCUUCUUCUCCCUUAAUUCUUGAUAAGCUUUGUAAAAUGUACAACUGAUAGUGAUAUCUGUGAAUGACCCCUGCAGGGAAAAAAGGGUGUUAUGUGAAUGAGUUACUUGUUUCUCUUUAAUCUCCAAAGGAACUUUUUUACUUGAA
Molecule: messenger RNA, 1977 nt
Organism: Hevea brasiliensis (rubber tree)
Lineage: Eukaryota; Viridiplantae; Streptophyta; Magnoliopsida; Malpighiales; Euphorbiaceae
Exons: 5
Coding region: 705-1787 (360 amino acids)
Source: RefSeq, a predicted model, not a curated record